This is a messenger RNA of Teleopsis dalmanni, 5169 nucleotides long. RefSeq names its product poly [ADP-ribose] polymerase tankyrase (gene Tnks). Gene Ontology annotation, molecular function: NAD+ poly-ADP-ribosyltransferase activity; protein binding. The record is from RefSeq and is a predicted model, not a curated record. Lineage: Eukaryota; Metazoa; Arthropoda; Insecta; Diptera; Diopsidae. The transcript has 9 exons.
UAAAUUUUUUUUAUUUGAUUUGUGCUAAAAGUACAAUUUAUACGUAUUUUGCAUGACUUAAAUUAUUUGCUGUGGCACACACUGCAUAGCACGUAUUGCAAAUUUACUACUAUUGUAGCACACUGUCAACACUGUCAAGAAAUUGACUAAAACAAAAAGAAAGGCAACUUCGUAUCAAUUCAGCUGUUGACGACGAUGACAAAGUGAAUUCGAAUUAAAUAAAUAAUAAACUUGUGCUUAUUGCAAAGAAAUUAAAUCGAUACAAUUUGUGCAAAGCAACAAACGAACAAUUUCGCUAUCACUGAAAUGACGAAAGAAAAGUUUUCUUAUUAAAAUAUUGUAGUUUUAAGUUUAAAAUAUAUAACGAAAAUCGAAAAACAAACUAAAACGAUAUAUACAAAUAUAAAAUAAAGAAUAGAAGUAUAGCGCAUUACUCAGUGCUAAAUUGUUAACAAUUUUGGGGCAGGGUGGGGCGCGGUACACGAAAACCACGUAUUUUGCACACUGACUGGUGUAGUGCUGCAACCAUGUCCAGUCGUAGUCGUGCUAUACUCAAUACGCUGGACGCAGCCAUGGCUAAUGAUCCACUGCGAGAAUUAUUUGAAGCGUGUAAAACUGGUGACAUAGCCAAAGUGAAGAAGCUUAUAACACCUCAAACGGUAAAUUCCGUCGAUUUACGUGGACGCAAAUCAACGCCAUUGCAUUUCGCUGCAGGUUACGGCAGACGCGAGGUUGUUGAGUUUCUUUUGAAUAGUGGCGCUUCAAUACAAGCUUGUGAUGAGGGGGGACUACACCCGCUACACAAUGCGUGUUCAUUUGGACAUGCCGAGGUUGUGCGCUUACUUCUCAAAGCCGGAGCCAGUCCGAAUACAACGGAUAAUUGGAAUUAUACUCCAUUACAUGAGGCAGCUAGCAAGGGAAAAGUCGACGUAUGCAUUGCCCUAUUGCAACAUGGCGCUAACCCGAAUAUACGCAAUUCGGAACAGAAAACCCCACUGGAAUUAGCAGAUGAUAGCACUCGACCGGUACUCACUGGUGAAUAUCGUAAAGAUGAACUACUUGAAGCUGCACGUUCUGGGGCUGAAGAUCGUUUACUCACUUUGUUGACGCCAUUAAAUGUUAAUUGUCACGCUAGUGAUGGUCGACGUUCAACACCAUUACAUCUAGCUGCUGGUUAUAAUCGCAUAGGCAUUGUAGAAAUAUUGCUAGCAAAUGGAGCUGAUGUGCAUGCCAAGGAUAAAGGCGGUCUGGUACCUCUACAUAAUGCUUGUUCCUAUGGCCACUUCGAAGUUACAAAACUGUUGAUUAAAGCGGGUGCCAAUGUAAAUGCAAAUGAUUUGUGGGCUUUUACACCAUUGCAUGAAGCUGCCUCAAAAAGUCGAAUUGAAGUUUGCAGCCUUUUGCUGAGCAAAGGUGCUGACCCAACACUGCUUAACUGCCAUAACAAAUCAGCUAUAGAUUCUGCGCCAACACGUGAACUGCGAGAACGAAUAACAUAUGAAUUUAAAGGACAUUGCGUUUUAGAUUCAUGCAAAAAAGGCGAUGUACCUCGUCUUAAAAAAUUUUUGUCAUCCGAAACUGUUAAUUUUAUACAUCCAUACUCCGGUGAUACACCACUUCAUAUAACUGCUGUGUCUAUUGAUCCUAAAAGAAAACAGAUUGCUGAAAUUCUGAUACGUAAGGGAUCACUUUUGAAUGAGAAGAACAAAGCAUUCCUUACCCCUCUUCAUUUGACUGCCGAGCAUUUGCAUUACGAUGUAAUGGACUCAUUACUUAAAAAUGGUGCCAAAGUUAACGCCUUGGACGGACUGGGCCAAACAGCACUACACAAAUGUGCUAGAGAUGAACAGGCGGUGCGUUUACUGCUAUCGUACUCGAUUGAUACAACCAUCAUAUCUCUUGAAGGUUAUUCAGCUGCACAAUUAGCUUCAGAUAAUGUACUUAAAAUAUUAAAGGAUCCUCCAGAUACAGAAACGCACUUAUUAGAAGCUGCAAAAGCAGGUGAUUUGGAUACGGUGCGUCGUAUUGUUCUAGCAAAUCCACAUACUGUUAAUUGCCGUGACUUGGAUGGCCGUCAUUCAACGCCAUUACAUUUUGCUGCAGGAUUUAAUAGAGUGCCUGUGGUAGAAUUUUUAUUAGAACAUGGUGCUGAGGUGCAUGCUGCCGAUAAAGGUGGUUUAGUUCCAUUGCAUAAUGCUUGCUCUUAUGGCCACUACGAAGUUACAGAGUUACUCGUUAAGCAUGGUGCCAAUGUAAAUGUAUCUGAUCUCUGGAAAUUUACACCAUUGCAUGAAGCUGCCGCCAAGGGUAAAUAUGAUAUAGUUAAGCUUUUGCUUAAACAUGGCGCAGACCCUUCUAAGAAAAAUCGUGAUGGUGCUACACCAUCAGAUUUAGUUAAAGAAUCUGAUCAUGAUGUAGCUGAGUUAUUACGUGGUAAUUCUGCAUUACUAGAUGCAGCGAAAAAAGGCAAUUUAGCACGUGUACAAAGACUGGUAACGCCAGAAACCAUAAACUGCCGUGAUGCACAGGGGCGUAAUUCUACUCCAUUGCAUUUGGCAGCUGGCUAUAAUAAUUUCGAAGUAGCAGAAUACUUACUAGAGAACGGAGCUGAUGUAAACGCACAAGACAAAGGCGGUCUAAUACCACUACAUAACGCUUCUUCUUAUGGACAUUUAGAUAUUGCUGCUCUAUUAAUUAAGCAUAAGACUGUGGUUAAUGCAACCGAUAAAUGGGGCUUUACACCUUUACAUGAAGCAGCACAGAAAGGACGUACUCAACUAUGUUCAUUACUGCUUGCGCAUGGAGCUGAUCCAUAUAUGAAAAAUCAGGAAGGCCAAACACCAAUUGAAUUGGCCACAGCGGACGAUGUUAAAUGCUUAUUGCAAGAUGCCAUGACUACUUCUUUGGGCAAUUCAAACUUAAGCUCUUCGCAACAAUCAUUACUAAGCAAUUCCCCCUCUCCAGCGCCAAAUGCAGCAGCUUGUACACCCAAUGUAACACCUGCAAAUGCUUCCUGUACGGUACUAUCACCCACCACUGAGACUGUUACACUGCCCUCUGGCGCCUCCAUGACCUUAAGUGUGCCUGUACCUUUACCGUUGUCAACACGUAUUAGUCCUGCACAAGGGGCUGAGGCUAAUUCCAGUGAUUUAGGCGAAGAAGUACCCGAUCCAGAUUCCAUUACAAAUAUAGCUAGUUUCCUUUGUAGUCAACAACUCGAACAUUUAAUUGAUUUGUUUGAAAGAGAGCAAAUUACUUUGGAAAUACUUGCGGAAAUGGGCCAUGAAGAUUUGAAACAGGUGGGAGUUUCUGCUUACGGAUUUAGGCACAAAAUACUUAAAGGAAUAGCACAAUUACGGUCAUCAACAGGGAUCGGUAACAAUGUAAAUCCAGGUACAUUGCUAGUAGAUUUAUUGCCUGAUGACAAAGAGUUUUUAGCAGUUGAAGAAGAAAUGCAAGCAACAAUACGUGAACAUCGUGAUAAUGGUCAAGCAGGCGGUUAUUUUAUACGCUAUAAUAUUAUAAGAGUACAAAAAGUGCAAAACCGAAAACUAUGGGAACGUUACGCACAUCGUCGUCAAGAGGUCUCAGAAGAAAAUACCUUACAGGCCAAUGAACGCAUGUUAUUUCAUGGUAGUCCUUUCAUUAAUGCUAUAGUGCAGAAAGGAUUCGACGAGCGUCACGCAUACAUAGGUGGCAUGUUUGGAGCAGGCAUUUAUUUUGCUGAGCACAGUUCUAAAAGUAAUCAAUAUGUUUACGGAAUAGGUGGUGGAAUUGGAUGUCCAUCACAUAAGGAUAAGUCAUGCUAUGUUUGCCCAAGGCAACUAUUAUUAUGUCGAGUGGCACUUGGAAAAUCCUUUUUGCAAUAUAGCGCAAUGAAAAUGGCACAUGCUCCACCAGGUCACCAUUCCGUCAUUGGUCGUCCUUCAGCAGGCGGCUUACAUUUUGCUGAAUAUGUUGUCUACAGAGGAGAACAAGCCUAUCCAGAAUACUUGAUAACUUAUCAAAUAGUUAAACCUGAGGACAGCAGUAGUGGAGCUGAAGAAACGAGAUGAUGGAUGCCAUCAGUUGGUUCAACACCUACCACAACAUCCCCAGCACAGCAUCAACAGCAACAUCAUAAUUCAGCACAUCACCCAAAACUGCAACAGCAACAUUCACUGCCACUUCAACUGCAGUAUCAUCAUCAACAAGUGACCACAACACAACCAUCUCCGGCAGGCACAUUUAUCAAUCAAGCAGGAAUAUUAAGCACCACCGGAAGUGGCAUUGGUAUUAGCAAUGGCGGUGAUAUAUCACCAAUUUCGUCUAGCAAUUCAUUUUCCUCAAUCGAUACAAAUCAAACGCUUCUAAACUCCAUUGCUAAUCAUCACCACCACCAACAACAACAGCAGCAGCAGAAGCAACAUCAAUCGACAUCUAUUAAUGCCAAUUGUACUACAUCAAAUCGUUCGUAUCGCACUAAAUAUAGCCAAUUUAUGAUUAUAACACCCGCUGUAUCUAUUGAUCGAGAUUUCGAUAAUCAAACAUGUGCAGGUAACAACAUAGGAUUUUCUGACAAUGAUUUCGAUGAUCAAUCGUAUUUUAACAAUGGGAAUAUUUUUCGCAUGUCACUACUGCAAAGCAGUAUUGACAGUGGCAAUAGUAGUGACAGCUCAUUUCGCUCCAACUACAAUCCGUAUUUGCACACAAGUCGACAACAUUUGUUACCUAAGACGGCACCGCAUUUCUAUACGUUUUCCUCAUGGCGCUGGUGUACUUUAAUAUGUGCUGCCAUGCGUUGUUUUGGUGGUGGACACAGCUCAAACGCACCAUAUAGCACUUCAUUUUCACGUCCACCGUAUCAACGAUCACGUAGCUCCGGAGGUCAUACCAGCUCUGUGCCGCAUUAUCGCUUGCGUUCGUCGUCUUUUACAGCAGAGACAGCUUUUGAACAUUUUUCUGCACCAUUUAAGUCACGUAAAACACGCGACCAAAUGAACAAUAACAUCACAUAUGAAUUGUGACGGUGGCGCUCGUCGUGGUCAUUUGUUAUAACGUUUGGCGCACUUUUUGAUCUCUUAUACUCGUACUCGUAUUAUUCGUCGUAUUCGCAUUUGUGUAUAUUAAUUAUCGAAAACUUUGUCGUCGUCGUCGUCUUUAUAGCAUUUUAUGUAUUAAAUUUUAAGC